AUGUUCUCCAAGAAGCCGCACGGGGACGUGAAGAAAUCCACCCAGAAGGUGCUGGACACCAAGAAGGACGCGCUGACCCGCCUCAAGCACCUGCGAUGCGUCAUCGAGAAUGCGGAGUCUAUCGACCUUAAACAGUUUUUUGACCAACAUUUUUCACAUAUUUAUUAUGUGUUCUUUGAGAAUUUCGUGACUAUUGAAGCUAGUCUGAAACAGAAAGGUCACAAGUCUCAAAGGGAGGAAUUGGAUGCUAUACUUUUUAUUUUUGAGAAAAUUUUGCAACUUCUUCCAGAGAGAAUUCAUCAGCGAUGGCAAUUUCAUAGUAUUGGAUUGAUUUUAAAGAAACUACUUCACACAGGGAACUCCUUGAAGAUCCGGCGGGAAGGUGUUCGUCUUUUCUUGUUAUGGUUGCAAGCUCUUCAGAAUAACUGUAGCAAAGAACAGCUUUGGAUGUUUUCAUGCUUAAUCCCUGGAUUUUCGGCACCACAAUCCGAAUAUGGACCUCGAACUUUAGAUAAUCUCAUUAAUCCUCCACUCAAUCUUCAAGAAACUCAAGUUACUACAGAGGAAAUCACUCCUCUUGUCCCCCCACAAUCAGGAGAUAAAGGACAAGAAGAUCUCACAAGCUAUUUUCUUGAAGCACUUUUAAAAUACAUAGUAAUUCAGGUAAAAAGUUUAGAAUGGAAGAACAAAGAAAAUCAAGAAAGGGGAUUUUCAUUUUUGUUUUCACAUUUUAAGAAGUACUACUUGUCUUAUAUUUUUCCAAACAUGUGCAAGGAGAGCAGUUUAUAUCAUCCUGUGCUUGAUAUUCCACAGAUGAGACCAAAGCCACAUUAUGUCAUGAUAAAAAAGGAUGCUGAAACCAAUGAAGCAAUAUAUUGUACGAAGGAGCCUUUCAUUAAGGCUCGUGUAAUUGUCAUUCGUUGGCUGGUUUCUUUUUGGCUUGAGCCAAAGCCACAUACAGGACCUCAUAUUCCUGGGAUGGAAGGUGAAAUCUUGCCAAAGAAUAUUCAGAGAGCAGCAGCUAGUUUGGUAUCCAGAGAAGAAAAUAAAACUGAUAAUACUGAUAAAACAGAUAGAACUACAGAACCAGAACAGUCUCAUUCUAAUACAAGCACUCUGACGGAGCGAGAACCUAGCUCAUCUAGCCUUUGUAGUAUUGAUGAAGAACAUCUCACAGACAUUGAAAUAGUUCGCAGAGUUUUUUCUUCUAAAAGAAGUAAUGUAAACUUUGUCACAGAGAUAUUUCGUCAGGCAUUUUUGUUACCAAUUUGUGAAGCAGCAGCAAUGAGGAAAGUGGUAAAAGUAUAUCAAGAAUGGAUUCAGCAAGAGGAAAAACCUUUGUUCAUGCAAGAGCCUGAAGAAAUUGUUAUUUCUUCUUCUGACUUACCUUGCAUUGACAGUGUUCCAGACCAUGAUAUUUCAAUGGAAGAAGGAGAAAAGAGAGAAGAGGAAAAUGGGGCCAAUAUUGCUGAUCAUGUUCGAAAUUCCACUUGGGCAAAAAAUGGCACCUAUCAAGAUGUUCUUCAUAACGCCUCUGAAGAAGCCACAGAAGAAAACAUACGAGCUGGUACCCAGGCAGUUUUGCAGGUGUUUAUUAUGAACUCAUCAAACAUAUUUCUUCUUGAACCUGCAAAUGAAAUAAAAAGUCUUCUGGAUGAGCACACAGAUAUGUGUAAACGUAUUCUUAACAUUUAUCGGUUCAUGGUUGUGCAAGUAUCAAUGGACAAAAAGACUUGGGAACAGAUGCUGCUUGUGUUGCUCAGAGUCACAGAGUCUGUACUGAAGAUGCCAUCACAAGCUUUCCUACAGUUCCAGGGGAAAAAAAACAUGACCUUGGCAGGUCGACUUGCAGGACCACUUUUUCAGACUCUUAUAGUUGCCUGGAUCAAAGCAAAUCUAAAUGUGUACAUUUCCCGAGAACUUUGGGAUGAUUUACUCUCAGUCUUGUCAUCAUUGACCUAUUGGGAAGAAUUAGCCACUGAGUGGUCACUGACUAUGGAGACACUAACUAAAGUUUUAGCUAGAAAUUUAUAUAGUUUGGAUCUCAGUGAUUUACCAUUGGAUAAGCUGAGUGAACAGAAGCAAAAAAAGCACAAAGGGAAAGGAGUUGGACAUGAAUUUCAGAAAGUUUCAGUUGACAAGUCAUUUUCUAGAGGAUGGAGUCGUGAUCAGCCUGGCCAAGCCCCAAUGAGACAGAGAAGUGCAACAACCACUGGUUCCCCAGGAACUGAAAAGGCGAGGAGUAUAGUACGGCAAAAAACUGUUGAUAUUGAUGAUACUCAAAUACUUCCCCGCCCAACUAGAGUCAGACAUUUUUCACAAAGUGAAGACACUGGGAAUGAAGUUUUUGGUGCUUUGAAUGAGGAACAGCCAUUGCCUCGAAGUAGCAGCACUUCUGACAUCUUGGAACCAUUCACUGUUGAACGAGCCAAAGUCAAUAAAGAGGAUAUGAGCCCAAAACUGCCUCCUCUUAAUAGUGAUAUUGGCAGCAGCAAUGCUAAUGUUCCUGAUCUGAUGGAUGAGUUUAUAGCAGAACGACUUCGAAGUGGUAAUGCCUCAACUCUAACAAGAAGAGGAAGUAGUCCAGGCAGCCUCGAAAUUCCCAAAGACCUCCCUGAUAUUCUAAACAAGCAGAACCAAAUGCGUCCUAUUGAUGACCCAGGUGCACCCUCAGAGUGGACUUCUCCUGCCAGUGCAGGGAGCAGUGAUCUCAUCAGCUCAGAUAGUCAUUCGGAUUCUUUCAGUGCUUUCCAAUAUGAUGGACGAAAAUUUGACAAUUUUGGCUUUGGAGCUGAUACUGGGAUUGCAUCGUCUGCUGAUGUGGAUUCAGGUUCUGGUCAUCAUCAGAGUACUGAAGAGCAAGAAGUGGCUAGUCUAACCACGCUUCACAUAGAUUCUGAAACAAGCAGUCUUAAUCAACAAGCUUUCUCUGCUGAAGUUGCAACGGUUACUGGUUCAGAAAGUGCUUCUCCAGUACAUUCAGCUCUGGGAUCCAGGUCACAAACACCUUCCCCUUCUACACUGAAUAUAGAACAUAUGGAACAGAAAGAUCUGCAGCUCGACGAGAAACUUCACCACUCUGUUCUUCAGACGCCAGAUGACCUAGAAAUCAGUGAAUUUCCGUCUGAAUGUUGUAGUGUGAUGGCAGGGGGCACUCUUACAGGAUGGCAUGCUGAUGUGGCUACUGUAAUGUGGCGAAGGAUGCUAGGCAUUUUGGGAGAUGUCAAUGCUAUUAUGGAUCCCGAAAUACAUGCUCAAGUCUUCGAUUACCUCUGUGAACUUUGGCAGAAUUUAGCUAAGAUUAGAGAUAACCUCGGCAUUUCGACUGAUAACCUGACCUCCCCUUCUCCACCAAUUUUGAUACCUCCAUUGAGAAUUCUUACGCCUUGGCUUUUCAAGGCAACCAUGUUGACUGAUAAAUAUAAGCAAGGUAAAUUACAUGCUUAUAAACUUAUUUGCAAUACAAUGAAAAGAAGACAAGAUGUUUCUCCAAAUAGAGAUUUUCUGACACAUUUCUAUAAUAUAAUGCAUUGUGGAUUACUUCAUAUUGAUCAGGAUAUUGUCAAUACAAUCAUCAAGCACUGCUCACCUCAGUUUUUUUCACUUGGUUUGCCUGGUGCCACAAUGCUUAUUAUGGAUUUUAUUGUAGCAGCUGGCCGAGUGGCUUCUUCAGCUUUUCUCAAUGCACCGAGAGUGGAAGCACAAGUUCUUCUGGGAUCUUUAGUUUGCUUUCCUAACUUAUAUUGUGAACUGCCUGCUCUUCAUCCCAAUAUUCCUGAUAUUGCUGUGUCUCAGUUUACAGAUGUUAAGGAACUUAUAAUCAAAACUGUAUUAAGCUCAGCAAGAGAUGAGCCCUCUGGUCCUGCACGAUGUGUAGCACUUUGCAGUUUAGGUAUUUGGAUUUGUGAAGAACUAGUCCAUGAGUCUCAUCAUCCUCAAAUUAAGGAAGCUCUGAAUGUAAUAUGUGUUUCCUUGAAGUUUACUAAUAAAACAGUAGCCCAUGUAGCUUGUAACAUGCUUCACAUGCUGGUUCAUUAUGUGCCUAGACUUCAGAUUUACCAACCUGAUUCUCCCUUGAAAAUUAUUCAAAUCCUGAUAGCCACUAUUACCCAUCUUUUGCCAAGUACAGAAGCUUCAUCUUAUGAAAUGGACAAGAGGUUGGUGGUAUCUUUACUUCUGUGCCUUCUGGACUGGAUCAUGGCCUUGCCCCUAAAGACACUGCUCCAACCAGUCCAUACUACAGGAGCAGAAAAUGAUAAAAUAGAAAAGUCAGUCCUCAAUUGCAUUUAUAAGGUAUUACAUGGAUGUGUUUAUGGAGCUCAAUGUUUUAGCAAUCCAAAGUAUUUUCCAAUAAGCCUAUCAGACCUGGCCUCUGUAGAGUAUGAUCCCUUUCUGCAUUUGGAAAGUCUGAAAGAACCUGAACCUCUGCACUCUCCUGAUUCAGAACGGUCUUCUAAACUCCAGCCAGUAACAGAAGUGAAAACUCAAAUGCAACAAGGAUUAAUUUCUAUAGCUGCUCGCACUGUUAUUACACAUCUGGUAAAUCACUUGGGCCAUUAUCCAAUGAGUGGUGGUCCUGCUAUGUUAACAAGUCAGGUGUGUGAAAAUCAUGACAAUCAUUACAGUGAAAGUACUGAACUUUCUCCUGAACUCUUUGAGAGUCCAAAUAUCCAGUUCUUCGUGUUGAACAAUACAACUUUAGUGUCCUGUAUUCAGAUCAGAUCAGAAGAGAGUAUACCUGGAGGAGGUUUAUCUGCUGGUCUUGCAUCAGCCAAUUCAAAUGUCAGAAUCAUAGUACGUGAUCUUUCUGGAAAAUAUUCAUGGGAUUCUGCUAUCCUAUAUGGACCACCUCCUGUAAGUGGCUUGUCAGAACCUACAUCUCUCAUACUUUCAUUGUCUCACCAAGAGAAGCCAGAAGAGCCACCUACAUCUACGGAAUGCUUAGAAGAUAUAACAGUAAAAGAUGGGAUUUCUUGUCAGUUUAAAAGAUUUAGAGAAACUGUACCAACUUGGGAUACAAUCAGAGACGAUGAAGAUGUUCUUGAUGAGCUUUUGCAGUAUUUAGGUGUAACCAGUCCUGAAUGCUUACAGAGAACUGGAAUUUCACUUAAUAUUCCUGCUCCACAACCUGUGUGCAUUUCUGAAAAACAGGAAAACGAUGUUAUUAAUGCUAUCCUUAAGCAACAUACAGAGGAAAAAGAAUUUGUUGAGAAACACUUUAAUGACUUAAACAUGAAAGCUGUGGAGCAAGAUGAACCAGCACCUCAAAAGCCUCAGUCAGCAUUUUAUUAUUGCAGAUUGCUUCUUAGUAUACUGGGAAUGAAUUCCUGGGACAAAAGGAGGAGCUUUCAUCUCCUAAAGAAAAAUGAAAAACUACUUAGAGAACUUAGGAACUUGGAUUCAAGACAGUGCCGAGAGACACACAAGAUUGCUGUAUUUUAUGUUGCUGAAGGACAAGAAGAUAAACAUUCCAUUCUCACUAAUACAGGAGGGAGUCAAGCAUAUGAAGAUUUUGUAGCUGGUCUUGGUUGGGAGGUAAAUCUUACAAACCAUUGUGGUUUCAUGGGAGGACUACAGAAAAAUAAAAGCACUGGUUUGACCACACCAUAUUUUGCUACCUCUACAAUGGAAGUAAUUUUUCAUGUAUCAACAAGAAUGCCUUCUGAGUCUGAUGACUCUUUGACCAAAAAAUUGAGACAUUUAGGAAAUGAUGAAGUACACAUUGUUUGGUCAGAGCAUACUCGAGACUACAGACGAGGAAUUAUUCCUACAGAAUUUGGUGAUGUCCUUAUUGUAAUAUAUCCAAUGAAAAAUCACAUGUUCAGUAUUCAGAUAAUGAAAAAACCAGAGGUUCCCUUCUUUGGCCCACUUUUUGAUGGUGCUAUUGUGAAUGGAAAGGUCCUACCCAUUAUGGUUCGAGCCACAGCUAUCAAUGCAAGCCGUGCUCUGAAAUCACUGAUUCCACUGUAUCAAAACUUCUAUGAGGAGAGGGCACGGUACCUGCAAACUAUUGUCCAGCACCAUUUAGAACCAACGACAUUUGAAGACUUUGCGGCGCAGGUUUUUUCUCCAGCUCCCUACCAUCAUUUACCACAGGAUGCUGGCGCCUACCCAGAGGUUCUACCCAGUGAAACUCCCACAGCAACGCAGGUAGAUGGGGCUGACCUGGCCUCUCCAAUGUCUCCUCGAACUAGCAAAAGCCGCAUGUCCAUGAAGCUGCGUCGGUCCUCUGGCUCAGCCAAUAAAUCCUAA
Molecule: messenger RNA, 6252 nt
Organism: Pipistrellus nathusii (Nathusius's pipistrelle)
Lineage: Eukaryota; Metazoa; Chordata; Mammalia; Chiroptera; Vespertilionidae
Source: the annotation of a GenBank genome assembly